Messenger RNA from Saitoella complicata NRRL Y-17804, 312 nucleotides. RefSeq lists its product as uncharacterized. The annotation marks the transcript as partial. Lineage: Eukaryota; Fungi; Ascomycota; Saitoellomycetes; Saitoellales; Saitoellaceae. The record is from RefSeq and is a predicted model, not a curated record. The transcript has a single exon.
GGUCAGUACGGCCUUCAGGCAACCAUUGUUUGUAAUGAUCAACGUCUUAUAAGGCACUUUAAUUGCUUUCUACCUGGUUCCCAGCAUGAUUCAACUGCCUACAAGGAUUUACCGCUGCACCUAAACCCGGACGCAUACUUCAGUCCCACCCAAUACCUGCUUGCGGAUUCAGCAUACUGCAAUACUAUGUCGGUUGUCACUCCCUUCAAGCAGGAUCAAGGAUACACAACCCAGAAAUCUGGAUUCAACCGUGAAGUUUCCCAUACAAGGGUCACAGUCGAGCAUACCAUUGGAGUACUGCAGACUCGAUUG